Molecule: messenger RNA, 2129 nt
Organism: Melampsora larici-populina 98AG31
Lineage: Eukaryota; Fungi; Basidiomycota; Pucciniomycetes; Pucciniales; Melampsoraceae
Product: family 69 glycosyltransferase
Exons: 6
Coding region: 18-1832 (604 amino acids)
Source: RefSeq, a predicted model, not a curated record
AACUUUCUCAUUUCAUCAUGUCUCAAGCUCCACCUUCUCCAGCAUUCGGCUCGUCAUCAUCCUCUAAUCCAUUUCCAGAAGAGACUCCACUGACAGUCAGAAGAAGACGACAAUCUAACGCACCUAAUUAUCCAAGUCACGUUCGUACUAACUCAAGUGGAAUGCCUAUCGAUCAAACUUUCAAUUCAACCUUCAUUUUAAAUUAUCUCAAGUCAAAAUUGCCAGCUCUGGCUAGUUUGAUGGUCGGGGUAAUGGUGGGCUUGUUUUGUGCAUCAAUGUUGAGUGGUGGUGGUUCAGAAUCUGCUCCAAGAUGGCGUGGUGGGACAAGUGUACCCACUUGGACACAUUCAAGGACAGCUCCACCUAAAUUCUCUGUACCUAACCCAUCACUCGAACAACGACUUCGAGUCUUUGAACUUCUCUCCACUCUUACCGGACAUCACACUCGUACCUGUACAAUGAAAGCUCAACGUGCUUAUCGGCGGCAAGUCUAUGAACGAUACGAACCAUUGAUCGGUUACAACCCUCGUCAUAAGCCUGCUAGUCCACUUCAUCUAUUACAACAUAUCCUUCCAGGUCGACCUCAACCUGAAGGAGAGUAUGAAGGAAUAUCAGACGCAAAAGGUCAUUCUAAGCUUAAGCUCAAAGCUCGUCGAUCUCAAAUUUCAGAACCUGGCUCCAAAUCAUCAUCUUCUAACCCAGGUAACAAAGCUGUCCAUCGAAAAGGUACUGGUCACAAAUACUUCUUUGCAAUCAAUCUGUAUAACUCCUUCGAUGUGAUUCCGGACCUUUUCUCAACAAUGUUCAAGGUUUCUGCUAUUCUUGGAUUUCAAAAUGUGUUUGUGUCGGUUUAUGAGAAUGGAAGUUCGGAUCAGACCAAGGCCCUUCUAAGAUUGUUUGAUGGACUGAGUCGAUCAGUAGGAAUGCGUGUGGUGAUUAGGACAAGUCUGAGAACUAGAGGAGCUUUUCACCAUCGGAUUGAGUAUCUUGCUGAAGUUCGUAAUGCUGCGUUAGCUCCUUUACAAGAAUUAAGAGAUUCAGAAGGUGAAUUGUUUGAUACAGUAAUCUUUAUGAAUGAUGUUUUGCCAUGUACAGACGAUUUACUCGAAUUAAUCUGGCAAAGCAGAAGGCAAAAUGCCGGUAUCACAUGUGGUGCAGACUAUAUCUUUCACGAUGAAAUUGCACAGCCCGUCUUUUAUGAUAAUUGGGUAGCACGUGAUAUAAAUGGAACUGCUUUAGAAAAUGCACCCUUUGAGUCAAUUUUCCGAGAUCCACCUUCUCAACAUCGAUUUGAGCGACAUUUACCUAUUCAAGUUCAAUCUUGCUGGAAUGGAAUCGCUAUCUUAGAUCCUGCACCUCUCUAUGCUCAUCCACGUGUUCGAUUCCGUAUGGCCAAACUCAGUGAAGGGGAAUGUAGUGCUUCCGAAUGUAGUUUGAUUUGCAACGAUUAUUGGAACGCUGGAUAUGGAAGAAUUGUGAUGGUACCUAGGGUCAAAUUGGCCUAUGACAACAAAGUUUGGAAGAUUAUCCAUCCUGAACGAAAGAACUUGACGGUCAUCAGAGGUUAUACAAGAUUAGGUGGUGCACCAGAUGAUCCAACGGCUGAUCCACAAGAUCGAUCUUGGUUUGGUCCUCACGAUCGACUAUUUCGUCAAGAAGAAAGUGAAGCAUUAGAGAUGCAACCUGAACCUGACUAUGUUUGGUGUUGGGGGUGGGAUGGUGCAGGUGAUAUUGAAGGGCCAGAUGUUGAACCGGUUUGGGAACCGACUAAGAAUUUGACAUUUGAUCCUAGGAUUGUACGCCAUGAUCGAAGUUUUGAUUACCACUUCUGAUUUCAUGAUUAAAAAAGGGCAAGAGAAAGGAAGGAUCUCAUUAACGGGCUGAUGAGUUAUGGGUGAGAGAUUGGGUCUGAAAGCUUGAGAUGAAGCAAUAGGUGUAUGAUCUGGAUAAGACUUUGGGAUAAAUAAAUAGAAUGGUCAAUUGAUAGAGAUAGAUUGAGUGAGCUAUCCUAUAGAAAGACUGAACGGACAUAGUGCUCUUGUGAUUUGUAUCUUCUCCCUAUCCAAUUUCUCUAAGAAGACGACAAUUAUGAUCUGCUUGAAAAAACAGAACGAAUGCAUUGAAAAACG